Maudiozyma saulgeensis is the source of this 666-nucleotide messenger RNA. NCBI's taxonomy places the organism in Eukaryota, Fungi, Ascomycota, Saccharomycetes, Saccharomycetales, Saccharomycetaceae. The record is from the annotation of a GenBank genome assembly.
AUGCAAGCACUAAUUGAGAAAGCUAAUCAAUCAGGUCACUAUUUACCUCAGGAUCAAAAUCAAAGCUGGGAAUUUCGUUGGUUUAGUCCCUUGAAGGAACAACAUUUAGCUCAUACACAACCUCAACAAACUGCAGAUGAAGAAAAUAAAUAUCCAUUUCAAUAUAAGACUUGGUUAAGGAAACAACCAAAUACAACUGUAGAUGUCGAUAAUGUAAGUAUUGAAGAACCCUCAGAUUCGACUAAGAUUGAUACGUUAAUACCGUUGAAUUUAUCUCAAUUUAAUAGAGCAAAAUAUUCUACAAAUAAUAAUGGGCUGUCUGUUGACGACAUUAGAGGCGCUGUCGGUGGUAGUGAAUCUAUUCCAGGUCUAUCAUCUAGCAAUGCUGCUACAACCGUUGAACGUCAAACUGUCGAGACUCCAGUAGAGGAAAGUCCUGUAACAACUGUGGAAACCCCAUCUGUAGAGACUCCUGUAGAAGAAACUCCUGCUGCUAUCGAAACACCUGCUCCAAUUGACGAAACGCCCAUUGUAGAAACUCCAGCCGGUGAAACGCCAACAAUAGAAGAGACUCCGGUAAUAGAAUCACCUUCUAAUGAACCUACAAAAGAAGAGUCUGUAGUGGAUUCAGUACCAGAGUCUCAAGAUAUUGAAAUGAAAGAUUAA